Molecule: messenger RNA, 2626 nt
Organism: Paralichthys olivaceus (Japanese flounder)
Lineage: Eukaryota; Metazoa; Chordata; Actinopteri; Pleuronectiformes; Paralichthyidae
Source: RefSeq, a predicted model, not a curated record
AUCAUCCCUCCGGACUCCAUCCUCCACUUUGACGUGCUGCUGCUCGACGUGUGGAACCCGGAGGACGGCGUGCAGAUCAACACUUACCACACGCCCUCCAGCUGCUCCAGGAAGGUGGAGGUGUCUGACUAUGUGCGCUACCACUACAAUGGCACCCUGCUGGACGGGACGCUCUUCGAUUCCAGUCACACCCGCAUGCGCACAUAUGACACCUACGUCGGGAUCGGCUGGCUGAUCGCUGGCAUGGAUCAGGGGCUCCUGGGCAUGUGUGUCGGAGAGAGACGCAUCGUCACUAUGCCUCCCUCUCUUGGAUACGGAGAGAAUGGAGACGGCAGCGACAUCCCGGGACAGGCUUCUCUGGUGUUCGAUAUCGUACUCCUGGACCUGCACAACCCCAGGGAUGGCAUCACAGUGACCAAUCAGAAAGUGCCCGAGUCCUGCACGAGGAAGUCUGUCGCCGGAGACUUUGUACGCUACCACUACAACGGCAGUCUCCUCGACGGGACAUUUUUUGAUUCCAGCUACUCACGUAAUCGCACCUAUGACACCUACGUGGGUCGAGGCUACGUGAUCGCUGGCAUGGACGAGGGUCUGAUUGGAGUCUGUGUGGGAGAGAAACGCACCAUCACCAUCCCCCCACAUCUCGGCUAUGGAGAGGAAGGCACAGGCACUAAGAUCCCUGGAUCAGCAGUGCUGGUGUUUGACAUUGACAUCAUCGACUUCCACAACCCGUCAGACAGCACUGAAAUCACCGUCACUCACAAGCCAGGAGAGUGCGACAAGCAAACAAAGAAGGGAGACUUCAUCAAAUAUCACUACAACGCCUCCAUGAUGGACGGUACAUCCAUCGACUCCACAUAUAACUAUGGAAAGACAUACAACAUCGUCUUGGGAGCCAACCAGGUGGUGCCAGGGAUGGAGGACGGACUGUUGGACAUGUGUGUGGGAGAGAAGAGGCACCUGGUUAUUCCUCCUCACCUGGGCUAUGGGGAGAGAGGAGUCCCUGAUGAGGUCCCAGGGAGUGCUGUGCUGUUGUUCGACAUUGAGCUGGUAGAAAUGGAGGAGGGACUUCCUGAAGGCUACAUGUUUAUCUGGAACGACGAUGUGUCCCCUGACCUCUUCGCUGAGAUGGACAAAGACGAGAACAAGCAGGUGGAGCCCUCUGAGUUUACUGAUUACAUCAUGCGGCAGGUGAGCGAGGGAAAAGGUCGCCUGGCACCCGGCUUUGAUCCCUAUCGCAUCAUCGACAACAUGUUCUCCAACCAGGACCGUGAUGGAGAUGGAAAAAUCACAGAGGCAGAGUUCAAACUUAAAGCAGAUGAAGCAACCACUCACGACGAGCUAUGACGGGACUGAGUGAAAAACUCAGCUCAGGGUGAAGGGGUGAGGGUCAGACAGUUGGGGAAAUGUGGGUGAUACAGUGAAAUAAGAUGGGGUUUUAUAUGUAAAUUAAGGGGAGAGGGAGAAAAUGCGGAGAAAGAUUUUGUUUUUUGAGGACUUACAUGUUGGUAAGCAGGUGUCUUGUCCUUUAAGAUGCUGUUUUUGAGUCAAAUUAAAACUACAAUUUCAAAAGAAAACACCUAAUAUGAGGACUGUGAAGACAGUGAAUGACUUUUUUUAACUUCUUAUCCCAUCAACCUGUUACGGAGUUUAAGGCCUGACAGGUGAUAUGUUUUUAUCUUGUCCGCUGAAGAUAAUUUACAAAAUUAUUUGCACCUUAGAAUGUCAUAUAUUGAAAUUCUCUUGUAUGGAGAGUGGCACUUGUCAUUAUCAGGAAUAAUUAUACAUUAACUUGUUCCCACAAGGUUUUUAUUGUGUGCAAACAAGAUAUUUAUUGUGUGAGAACAAGUUAAUAUCUUGUGUGCACAAGAUAAAAAAUAUCAUCUGUCUGGAGUUAAGGGGCUCUGUAAGUUCUUAUGUUUUGUUUUAGGGGUUUUUAUUUUGAAGGGUAUAAAAGCACUCCAGUGUGAGAGAACAAACCAAGGCCUCCACGAUCUCCACGUUCCACACUCCCUCUGUACCUGACUGUAACUGCUUUUAACAUUCUGUGGUUGUGCGUAAAACUUCCUUCAAAUAUCUUCCAGGACCAUCACUCACUGUAAGAUUAUGUAUUUAUAGGUGAAAAUAAGUGGUAAUGUUAAAGGAGAGCUUUAAGUUAGAAUAAUGUUAUAUUUUCAUUGUAUACAGCUGACAAUUUCCACUGUUUCAUUUAUAAUCGGUCAGGAUUCUGUGGGGGACAUUUCUAACAGAUAAAAGCAUUGGGUUUAGUUGUGAAGUCAGUAUAUGAUAAAAAAAAAAACUGAAUCAUAAUCAUGUUUUCUUCACGGUACCUUCUGUGUUUUCUGCUGUGAAAGGAUCCAUGCAGGGGAUCGGUUGCCUCUCCAGGUCUGUCACACAUUUACUGUCUUGUUUACCAUCUCUGGUUUUUGUCUUCGUCCUGAUGUCAAAUGUAAUGUAGGACAUUUGCAUUUUCAUGACUGAGUGAGUGAAUGAGCGAGUGAGUGAGUGGGCGAGCGAGCGAGUGAUAGUUUUUGUUUUACUUUUCAUUCAGGUAUAACGCUGAGGCUUGAUUAUUUCAUCGUCAGCAAAACCUUUAAUUUGAAUAAAUUACCUGACCUAAAACAUA